Molecule: messenger RNA, 1554 nt
Organism: Benincasa hispida (wax gourd)
Lineage: Eukaryota; Viridiplantae; Streptophyta; Magnoliopsida; Cucurbitales; Cucurbitaceae
Product: large ribosomal subunit protein bL19c
Biological process (GO): translation
Cellular component (GO): ribosome
Molecular function (GO): structural constituent of ribosome
Source: RefSeq, a predicted model, not a curated record
UCACUUCCAUCUUCUCCAGAGAGAGAGAAGGAAGAAGAAAUACAGUCAUUGCCAUGAUUCUCUCUCAUUAUCUCUAAUUUUCUUCCAUUUUCCUCCUUCAGAAGCUCCAAUUUCUUCAUCAAUGGCCUCCAAGAUUCUUCCUCAGGCCGUAAUUUCUAUUCCAAGAAACCCCAAUCAAUGUGCGCCGAGAAGGUUAGGGUUUUGUUCCGCAGUUUCUGGUACUCGUGUUUCUUUUUCUACUCUUUCCUCCAGUUCAAUCGGCUCCCAUUUUCACCAUACCAUUGCGGCGCCGUUGAGACGGGGGUUUGUUGUGAGAGCUGAGGCGAAUUCCGAUGAGGAGUCAGCGGUUGAGGAAGCUCCUGAAGCUGAAUUAGAAGCAGUAGCGGAGUCUGAUGCUCUGCCUCAGGAGGAGAAGCCGCCGAGAAAGCCUCGUGUUAAGCUCGGAGAUGUAAUGGGGAUACUUAAUAAGCGGGCAAUUGAAGCGUCAGAAAAGGAGAGGCCGAUUCCAGACAUUAGAACUGGUGACAUUGUGGAACUUAAACUGGAAGUUCAAGAAAAUAGGCGUAGGCUUUCUGUUUAUAGAGGAAUUGUCAUAUCAAAACAAAAUGCUGGCAUCCACACUACGAUUAGAAUUCGCCGAAUUAUUGCUGGUGUUGGUGUGGAAAUUGUUUUUCCGCUGUACUCACCAAACAUCAGGGAGAUAAAAGUGGUGAGCCACAGGAAGGUGAGGAGGGCAAGGUUGUAUUAUUUGAGAGACAAACUUCCAAAACUCUCUACUUUCAAGUGAAACACCCCGAUGCCUUUCCUUUUUUUCAUCGACCGUCAACGGGUUGUAUCUUGAUAUGAUUGAAAACAUCCUGUUUCUUUUUCUUAGAUGCGGACAUCAUUCUUCUGUAUUUAUGUUAUUCCCCUCCCACAUUACCAUUUGCCCGUCUAAUUAUAUAUAUCUGAGCAACAGGGGUUUAAUUAGAGUUACUGACCUGGAUUCUCAAUCACAACCUUGCACCAUGUUCCCAAGCUUUUUCACCAUUGCCGAUGCCAUUACUUGGCAUCUUCUCAGUUGUUUUUCCUCACAUUUAAAUUUAGUUUUAUGAAGUCAGAUGUCUCAAGAUUUUUUGGCCAUGGUUCUACCUCCUAAUCUGUGAAGAUGGGAAGGUUUUGGUCUUCGCAUCCUUCAGGCAUCUUUACUUCUAGCUUUUCUUUUUAUAGUCUGGUUUUUAUGGCCUUAGUAGAUUUCCUGCAUCCUUCGUGGAAUUAUGGCAAGUCAGAGCUUUUACUUCCUUUGGCUUCGAGGAGAAUUGGUGGCGAUGCUACUGACAUGAUUGAUCAAAGGUCAGUUUCUAUUAUCUUUGUUCUUAGUGGUGGAGUUUUUAGAGAUCAACUCUGGUUCAAGAUCAUUAACUGCUAUGAUGCACUUUCUUUGAUCUUAUUUGGAACAAGCAUUUACAAAAUUUCAGGAGUUGAUUCCUACCUAGCCUGAAUAUGUUGUUAGAGAUUGUAUUCAGGUUCUAUAUUGGUAGAGAGGGAGAUGACUUUUGUAGGGUGUUUUUUCUA